AUGGACGGCUUCAAGACCAACGCAGAGGGUUAUACCGAACUCGAGGCCUCCUCGCUCGCUGUCGGGCUGCCAGAGGGUUUGAUGGGAAACUCUGAGGUCGGACAUCUGAACAUCGGAGCCGGACGAGUGGUGUGGCAGGAUGUGGUUCGCAUUGAUCAGACGAUCAAGAAGGGAGAGCUGAACAAGAACGAUGUUAUUGUGAAGGCUUUCAAGGCAGCUAAGGAGGGCACUGGACGCCUUCACUUGGCUGGUUUGAUCUCUGAUGGAGGGGUCCACUCCAAGCAAGAUCACCUCUACUCUCUAUUGAAGGUUGCCAAGGAGCUCGAAGUCCCUCAUGUCUACAUCCACUUCUUCGGUGAUGGACGCGACACCGACCCCAAAUCCGGUGCUGGAUACAUGGAGGGCCUUCUGGAUAAAAUCAAGGAGAUUGGUAUCGGUCAAGUUGCGACUGUUGUCGGACGAUACUACGCCAUGGACCGUGAUAAGCGUUGGGACAGAAUCGAGGUUGCCUUGAAUGGCAUGUGCGUCGGUGACGGAGAGGAGAGUACUGACCCAGUCAAGACCAUCAAGGAGAGAUACGCCAAGGGCGAGAACGAUGAAUUCUUGAAGCCAAUUAUUCUGGGCGGCAAGGAGGCCCGUGUCAAAGAUGGUGACCAGGUAUUCUUCUUCAACUACCGCUCUGACCGUGUUCGAGAGAUCACUCAGCUUCUUGGAGAUGUUGACCGUUCCCCAUUGGAGAACUUCCCUUACCCAAAGAACAUCACUCUCACAACCAUGACCCAAUACAAGCUCGACUAUCCUUUCGAAAUUGCUUUCAAACCACAGCACAUGGGCAACGUUCUUGCAGAGACUCUUGGAAAACAGGGCGUGAACCAAGUUCACGUCGCCGAGACCGAGAAGUAUGCCCACGUGACAUUCUUCUUCAACGGAGGCGUGGAGAAGGUCUUCCCUCUUGAGACCAGAGACGAGAAGCAAGAUCUUGUCCCAUCUAACAAGAGUGUCCCUACCUAUGACAAAGCACCCGAGAUGAGCGCUGCAGGUGUUGCAAAGCAAGUCAGCAAGCGUAUCUCAGAGGGUAAAUUCGAAUUCGUCAUGAACAACUUUGCACCACCUGACAUGGUGGGACACACCGGUGUAUACGAGGCUGCUAUCGUUGGUGUAGCUGCUACUGACAAGGCCAUUGGAGAGAUCUACGAGACCUGCAAGAAGGAAGGCUACAUCCUCUUCGUCACCUCUGAUCACGGUAACGCCGAAGAAAUGAAAUUCGAAGACGGCAAGCCCAAGACCUCUCACACAACCAACAAGGUUCCCUUCGUCAUGGCCAACGCGCCUAAAGGCUGGAGCCUCAAGAAGUCAGACGACGGCGUCCUCGGCGACGUCGCGCCAACGAUCCUCGAAGCUAUGGGCCUGCAGCAACCCGAAGAGAUGACUGGCCGCAGUCUACUGGUUAAGAGUUAG
Messenger RNA from Amorphotheca resinae ATCC 22711, 1458 nucleotides. RefSeq lists its product as hypothetical. The coding region runs from base 1 to 1458 and encodes 485 amino acids. Gene Ontology annotation, molecular function: manganese ion binding. The record is from RefSeq and is a predicted model, not a curated record. The transcript has 4 exons. Gene Ontology annotation, cellular component: cytoplasm. Lineage: Eukaryota; Fungi; Ascomycota; Leotiomycetes; Helotiales; Amorphothecaceae. Gene Ontology annotation, biological process: glucose catabolic process.